CACUUCCCUUAGCUUCCUUCUUUGACCAUAACACUAUCCCAAAUUUCACCUUACAAAUCCCUCACACUCUCAUUUUCACAUUUGGUUUUUCUCUCUUUCGAUUUCGCUGUUUUUUUUUUGGUUUCACAACCUAAUCCUCGAAUCCUCAUACCCAGAGGUUCGAUCGUAUUACGUUGUGUUUUUUUUGUUACACCACUCAUUGAAUCGAAAAGCUUGGGUUUUUAUUUUGUUAUCCCUUUUGGGUGAGAAAUUUGAUUCUCUAAUUAGGGUUUCUAAUUCGGAAAUCGCCGAAGGGUUGAAUCGUUUAAUAUUGUUGUGGAUUGUUGGUUUUGACAGUGAAGGUUACUGUUUUCGGUGUUGGGUGAUCGAGGUUUUUUUUUCUUUUUCCAAUCGAGAUGGGCGCGGUUUCGGAAUCUGCUUCUGCUGAUUGUUUCAGUGAGGUGAUGUCGUCGAUGCCCGGUUUUCGAUUCCAUCCCACAGAUGAGGAGUUGGUGAUGUAUUAUCUGAAACGGAAGAUUUGUGGGAAGAGGUUGAAGUUCAACGUGAUUUGUGAAACCGAUGUUUACAAGUGGGAUCCUGAGGAUUUACCUGGGCAAUCUUUCCUGAAAACUGGAGAUAGACAAUGGUUCUUUUUCUGUCAUAGAGAUAGGAAGUAUCCUAAUGCUGCAAGGUCUAAUCGAGCAACAAGACAUGGCUACUGGAAAGCUACAGGAAAAGAUCGUAAUGUGAUAUUCAAUUCUCGGUCAGUUGGAGUGAAAAAGACACUGGUUUUCUAUAUCGGCAGAGCUCCUAAUGGCGAGCGAACUGAUUGGGUUAUGCAUGAAUACACCAUGGAUGAAGAGGAGUUUAAGAGAUGCUGCAAUGUCAAGGGCUAUUAUGCACUUUACAAGGUUUUCAAGAAAAGUGGACCAGGUCCUAAGAACGGUGAACAGUAUGGUGCUCCUUUUAAAGAAGAAGAAUGGGCAGAUGACGACGUUGUAGAUUUUAAUCUAAAUUCAGCUGAGCGGGAGGCUCCAAAGGCUGUUAUGGAUCCUCCUAUUGAUCAGUUGCAGCCGUUGUUGGAUGAUGAAAUUGAUGAAAUCAUUAAAGGGAUGUUUGAUGUUGACCCUGUCCUUGAACAGGAUUAUGUGAAUGGUUAUACUAACUUUCCGCAGGUUGUUAAUGAAGAAACACAAAGUAUGGGCAUGGGUCAGUUCUCUGAGGCCAUUUUAUUUCCUGAUCCAAGUGGAAAUUUGCAAUCUAGCAGUCAACAUUAUGAUGCGCAGCCCAGCUUUGACUUCAAUCAAUCAGUUACUUCACACUUUCAUAUUUCUGAAGCACCCGAGGUCACUUCUGCUUCCAACAUUCAAAGUGAGGAGGAGCUCGUCUUUUAUGAGGACGGCUUCUUGGAAGUUAACGAUCUCCUUGAUACUGAACCUACAAUUUCAAAUUCGGAAAAUCUUAAUGACGAUCUCUUUGCGAACCUUCAGUUUGAAGAUGGGUUAAGUGAAUUUGAUACGUACCAAGAUGCAGAUAUGUUUUUUUGUGGCCUGGGGCCUAUUUCUGACGAGACAGUUUCACAUGCAUAUAUGAAUAAUGCUGGCAGCAAUAUUGAAAAUCAGAGUCACCAGUUGCUGUCCGAUAUAGAAGUUGCCAAUCAAACUGUUGAUGAAUUCUGGAUGCAUGUUGAAAGAAACACCCGCAGUCCAACAGAAGACUUCACUGGUUCUUUCUCUCUAACAAAUCCAGGUGUUGUGUGUGACUCUGUCAGCUUUCCUACUGAAAGCACUGAAAAUCGAAGAAGCACUAUGGAAGACGUCGCUACUACAAGUAGAUUAUCUUCUGCUCUUUGGGCUUUUGUUGAUUCAAUACCUACCACUCCUGCAUCAGCUGCUGAAAAUCCUUUGGUGAAUCGGGCUUUGAAUCGAAUGUCUAGCUUCAGCAUGAUGAAGAUGAAACCAACCGACACUGCAGGUAUUGAUACUACAACUAUGAAGAGAGCAGGCAGGAAGGGAGUCUCCUUCCUUUUCUUCCCUAUUCUUAUUGCUUUAUGUGCUUUCUUGUGGGUUUCUAUUGGAAAUUUAAGACUAUUAGGGACAUACGUCUCUCCUUGAAUCUGUAAACCCAAAGUUUUGCUGCUAUAUAUAUAAUUUUGUCUGAGAUCUCCUCAGAGUUGAUGAAAGCAAUCUUCUAACAUAUUCUGAAAAUAAAAAUAUUUUAUCCGUUGUAAAUAUUCAACUCAAGAUAUGGUUUAGGGUAAGUCACACUCAUCUGUAAUUCAUGAGUAGAGGCACUAAACUUAUAUAAUCUUAUUGUUGUUUGAUUUUUUGAAUUCUUCAUAAUAUCUUUGAUUGUACAAAUUUGUGAAAUAUGUACAUAGAUGUGUAUCUAUAUGCCAGCCAAUUUUGUAACCGUCUCUAAUUGGUAGUAACUUCUUCAGCAUUAAUAUUAUAUAUUGUUGAUGUCA
This is a messenger RNA of Lathyrus oleraceus (garden pea), 2446 nucleotides long. Its product is annotated as NAC domain-containing protein 17. Lineage: Eukaryota; Viridiplantae; Streptophyta; Magnoliopsida; Fabales; Fabaceae. The record is from RefSeq and is a predicted model, not a curated record. Gene Ontology annotation, biological process: regulation of DNA-templated transcription. The transcript is spliced from 5 exons. Gene Ontology annotation, molecular function: DNA binding. Bases 396 to 2093 code for a protein of 565 amino acids.